GCCACCGCCGCCUCAGCCUGAGCCUCAGCCCCUGCUCUGAGGCGGCGCGAGCUAGCGCAGUCGCCGUUCGCGUCCGACGGAGGGGGGGCAGGCGGGCGUCGAGCUCGGUGAGGCGGCGCCGCCGCUGCUGCCGCCUGAGGAGAACCACGGAAGGGAGGCCGCAGGCGAGAGCCGCGAGGGCGAGAGGAGGGCAGCGAUGGCGGCGGCGUCCGUCGGCUGACCCGGCCUCUCGCCUUUGGGCCGGUGGGCCCGGCGCCCGCCUGAGGGGAGCCAUGUCGAACGCGGGGACCCGGAGGGCCGGAUCCAGCAUCAAAGUUCGCCUCACAGUGCUUUGUGCCAAGAACCUUGCAAAAAAAGAUUUCUUCAGGCUUCCUGACCCAUUUGCAAAGGUGGUGGUGGACGGUUCUGGUCAGUGCCACUCAACUGACACUGUGAAGAACACGCUAGAUCCCAAGUGGAACCAACACUAUGACCUAUAUGUUGGGAAAUCGGAUUCUAUCACCAUCAGUGUCUGGAACCACAAGAAAAUACACAAAAAGCAGGGAGCUGGCUUCCUGGGGUGUGUUCGACUCCUUUCCAAUGCCAUCAGUAGGCUAAAAGAUACUGGAUACCAGCGUUUGGAUCUAUGCAAACUAAACCCCACAGAUACCGAUGCAGUACGAGGCCAGAUAGUGGUCAGCUUACAGACACGGGACAGGAUAGGCACAGGAGGGUCUGUUGUAGAUUGCAGGGGGCUGCUGGAGAAUGAAGGAACGGUUUAUGAAGACUCAGGACCUGGAAGGCCACUGAGCUGUUACAUGGAGGAGCCGGCGCCAUACACAGACAGCACUGGAGCUGCUGGAGGAGGGAAUUGUAGAUUUGUGGAAUCCCCCAGUCAGGACCAGACACUCCAGGUGCAGCGUUUACGAACGCCUGAUGUGAGAGGCCAUGUACAAACCCCCCAAAAUAGGCCACAUGGUCACCAGUCCCCAUCGCCUGACCUGCCUGAAGGCUAUGAACAAAGGACAACAGUACAGGGACAAGUUUACUUUUUACAUACACAAACUGGUGUUAGCACAUGGCACGACCCCAGGAUACCAAGAGACCUUAACAGUGUGAAUUGUGAUGAACUUGGACCUCUACCGCCAGGUUGGGAAGUUAGAAGUACAGUGUCGGGAAGAAUAUAUUUUGUAGAUCAUAAUAACAGAACCACACAAUUCACAGACCCAAGACUGCAUCACAUCAUGAAUCACCAAUGCCAACUAAAAGAACCCAACCAGCCUUUGCCAGUGCCGAGUGAGGGGUCAUUGGAAGACAGCGAGGAGUUGCCUGCCCAGAGAUAUGAGCGAGACUUGGUGCAGAAGCUAAAGAUCCUCCGGCAUGAGCUCUCCCUCCAGCAACCCCAAGCUGGCCACUGCCGCAUCGAAGUAUCGAGGGAAGAAAUAUUUGAGGAAUCAUACCGGCAGAUAAUGAAGAUGAGGCCAAAAGAUCUAAAGAAGAGACUGAUGGUGAAAUUCCGAGGAGAAGAAGGCUUGGAUUAUGGUGGUGUGGCAAGGGAGUGGUUAUACCUUCUGUGCCAUGAAAUGCUGAACCCUUAUUAUGGACUCUUCCAAUACUCCACGGAUAACAUUUAUAUGCUGCAGAUAAAUCCAGACUCCUCUAUCAAUCCUGAUCAUCUGUCUUACUUCCACUUUGUUGGUCGGAUAAUGGGUCUGGCUGUGUUCCAUGGGCACUACAUCAACGGAGGUUUCACCGUUCCUUUCUACAAACAGCUGCUGGGCAAACCCAUCCAGUUAUCUGAUCUGGAAUCAGUUGACCCAGAACUACACAAGAGUUUAGUUUGGAUUCUAGAGAAUGAUAUCACUCCGGUUCUGGACCAUACUUUCUGCGUGGAGCACAACGCUUUUGGCAGGAUUCUGCAACAUGAGCUCAAACCAAAUGGAAGAAAUGUUUCUGUUACAGAGGAGAACAAGAAAGAAUAUGUGAGGUUGUACGUUAACUGGCGGUUCAUGAGAGGAAUUGAGGCCCAGUUCCUGGCUCUUCAGAAAGGCUUUAACGAACUUAUUCCUCAACACCUACUGAAGCCUUUUGACCAGAAGGAGCUUGAGCUGAUAAUAGGUGGCCUGGAUAAGAUUGACUUGAAUGACUGGAAGUCCAACACACGCCUGAAGCACUGCAUGGGAGACAGCAAUAUUGUCAAGUGGUUCUGGCAAGCGGUGGAAGCCUUUGAUGAGGAGAGAAGGGCCAGGCUGCUGCAGUUUGUGACGGGCUCCACGCGGGUUCCCCUCCAGGGUUUCAAGGCUUUGCAAGGUUCUACAGGCGCCGCAGGACCCAGGCUCUUCACUAUCCACCUGAUAGAUGCAAAUACAGACAACCUUCCGAAAGCUCAUACUUGCUUUAACCGAAUUGACAUUCCGCCUUAUGAGUCCUAUGAGAAGCUUUAUGAGAAGCUAUUGACAGCUGUGGAAGAGACAUGUGGGUUUGCAGUGGAGUGAUUGGGCAACCAAAGGAAACAGAUACUACUAGCUCAUGGACCACCAAAUCAAAAAGCUGUAAGAAGAAGCUUGCUGUGAACUUCUUUUGUCCAAAGCAUUGCGACGCUUGGCAACUGGGAGAGUGGAGGCUGCUUCCUCUCCUUCCUUCCUGUGGUGGUGUUGGGGGGGGCUUUUGUUGGGGGUUCCCAACCAUACUUUUCUCCCCUUUGUUACAAAAAAACCCCUCCCCAUUUCCCCCCCCCAUGUCCCAUGAAACAAAAGGCAGCCAGGUUCAGCAUUUGGUUUUGGUUACCCAAGAUAUUCUGCUAGACUCGUAACACAUAUUGUGAUAAGGUCAAUGACCUGUGGUCUUUUUUUAUAGGAGUAUCAAACUGUAGUUGAGUAUCUUGAGAUUGGUUUGCUGAGGACUUUCAACUGGUAGGUGUAUCUGGAUGUUUUGUCUUAAUGCAGUCCUGAGCCCUUGUAGCAUCCAGAAGCAUCCUAUAGAAACGAGACUGCCACCGGGAUUCCAAAUUGCACAUUUCAGAAUACCCAUUACAGAACAGUUAGCAGGAAAAGGCUCCGUAGGUGCAGACCGCUGAAGGUUAUUCCUUGAGAGGGAGCUUUUUGUCCAAGUGUGGUGGCUUGGCUCUUAAGAGAGAGGAACCCCGAGGAGUCCAAGCCAUCUUGAAUUGGGAGGUAAGUUUUCGUUCUGGAUGCUUUGUACAUGAGACAGAUUUGUUCUGUGGACUUGCUUCCCUUCUGUGUGUGAUUGAUGGCUUAUGUUAGAGAAUGUGGCAGUGGGGAAUGGGCCACAUUGUCAGCAGCCUGAAAAAGUUUUCUCCUGACAUUGUUUUUUCAGAUUCUCUCUUUUUUUUUUACUUGAAACUGCAGAAAUUCUUUUAAGAGGAAAUAGCUAAAAGCAAAACUAAUGGAACCAAGUUCCGUCGUUGAGCCACUUGGAGUGGAAAACGGCUCUGUUGAAAGAUGAAUAUAUAAUAAAGAUCUAACACAGGGGUUUUAAGCCUACAGAUACUGAGUAACCCAGAGUAUUGCUUUUGAACUCUUCUCCACCCUGACUUAUAUAUUUGAAGCUAAUGUUCAAGGUUGGUGUCAAGUCAUUGGUUUCACACAGCUUCUCAGAUGCAGGAGAAUCAACCCUGUCAGGUUAACCAAAAGGCCAACUAGUAAUCAAUUGUGAUUCAGUUCAUAAGAAUCCUCCCUCAAAUAUAUAUAUAUAUAUAUAUAUAUAUAUAUAUAUAUAUAUAGAGCAAAGAUGCAUAUUAACAGUUACUUUGGACAAGUAAGGACAUUGGGGUUCAGCCAUGGGUCAAAUGGUUCUUUUAGCUACAAGGAUAUUUCUGUUGUUCAUUUUCAUUUUCAUUUUUAAAACAUUGAAUUUGAUAAUAGCUUUAAACUGUGAUAUGACAGAUUUAAGUUAGAUACCUGUCAGAGUCCUAAAUCUUUUUUUCCUGUUGUUAACCGUAAUUUUUUUUUGUGAUGGACACAUGAGGAUUAUAUUUGAGAAAGGAAUUCUUUUUAUUUUGUGUUUUUUGCACCAUGUGGCUAAGUGUUGGAUUUUUUAGGUGAGCUAAGGUUUAACUUGAAAUUGCCUUUUGAAUCCAGGCGCACUUAAGGGACCAGUUAACUACAGCUAAGUUAUUUGGGAAGAGAAGUGUAUCAAGGAGGUUUGAGGGAUUUGGGAUUCACAUAUUUGGUUAAGCAUCUUUGUAAUUCUCUGGAUAACAGAAAUCUCACGAUCUUGCCAAAUGUCUGUGGAGAUCAGAUGUUGUUAUUGGACACAUUAGCCCUGUCAGUGGAAUUUGAAUGUACAAGGUUUCGUAGAGAUAGGAACGUCACACGAAAAGGUUUUCACAAGUCCUUUGCAUGCAAAUCUGAGGUGUUGGAAGUGAAAGGUCUUCCCUGAGCACAGAGGCUGAUCAGGUUGCCCAUGUGAGAUUAGCAACAGUUAGCAGUGGUGACUGUUCACCUGGAGGUGAAUCUGGCCAUGUGGUUUCAGCUUCUGUAUGGUUGGAGCCCACACCACGCCAACAUCAUUUGAGAUGGAGAAGUAAGCGAGCAGGUGGCCACCGAUGUGGCAGGCAUGCUCCGAGGGCAGCAUGAGCAUUGGCCCCGAGUCCGUAUUCAAGCCCUGAGCAUAUGGCACCUCUGUUAUAAUAGUGCAGAAGAUUGGGGGCCGUAUCUCUCCAGGAUAUUCUUUACAUUUCCCAUUUUGUGUCACUGUUCCAACACCCAAGAGCCCAAACAGACUGUUUGCUGCAUCUUAGCUUGAGGCAGCAGCAGCUGGGAUCAAAGGAAGGAAGAAAGCUCUAGACCAAAGGUUUUUUUCCCAGGGUGCUGGCUAGAGCGCCACAGACCACUUGCUUCUGCUCAGGCUGAAACUUCCACAUCUCCUCCCUGAACAAGAGAGGGUAUAAAAUAUAAGUGGGAUUCUUGCUGCUACAAUCUGCUGAGCUUCAGCACAGUCUUUGCUGGAAGCUUUUUCGCAGUUAAACCAUCCAAAGGACACACAACAGACUUGAUGGUUUUAUAUUUUCCCUGCAGUGGUCUCUGGGUAGAUUCAGGCCCUCCGGAACAGGGCUUGCAGCAAAUCCAUGGAAGUCCCACCCUAAGGCAGAUGGAGGUGGUGGUGAAGGGAACAGGAAGCUUCCUACUCUUAACGCAACUGACUUUCCAGCAGUAGUACACCUUUCCCCUCUCCCCUAUGUAGGAGGUGGUGAAAGGGCUAUUUCAGUUGAGACAGAGGAACAAGAGCAGGGCUACGUGCUUCCUCUUCCCCCAAGCAGUUUAUCACAUCCAAAGUCUCCUUUAAUCGAAAAUCUCCAGUAUGUUUAGCAGUGUAGGUCAGUGAUGCAAAUCUGCUUUUGUUUGUUUGUUUGCUCUUUUGUUUAGUUGCCCUGAAAUGCAUCAUCCUUCGUUUAUGCACUCAGGGAUGUAGGAAAUUGCCACUCCUUUUGUGUUACGAAUUGGAAAGGUAUGAGUGAGUAGCCCAAGGUCUAACCUGGACAUAUUGGAGCAACUUUUUGUUUCUGAAGAGGCUGCUUGCUCAGCAUGGGGCGUGGUUUAUGAAACCUCAACUAUCAUUCAGACGCCUCUUUGCCCCACUUCCUUAGUCCAUUGCCCAGCAUACUACACUGUAGAGCACAGAAAGUUUUCCAGAAAUGCAGUACAUAUUUGUUCUUACUCAGUUAACUUUUUUUUUGUUCCUCAACCACUUUAUAAUGUAUUUUUUAACUUAUUAUUUUGUAACGUCUUGUUUUUAAGUAUUGCUGCUACUCCUUGUUACUCUUCUCACCAUUUUUAUUGCGAAUUUUAUUUUGUGAAAAAGUUGUACACUAAUGUUCUUCAUUUUAUGUCUAAAUCAAAGUAUUUAAAGAAAUACUAGUUCUAUUUAACGUGGUUAUGGAGCCAGCUGGAAUAAACCGUGAUUGUAUAGCAGGCUGGGCCCAGGAGGUCAUGUUCAUUUUUGUUACAUAUGCAAUAAACUCUCACAACUUUAAA
Messenger RNA from Zootoca vivipara (common lizard), 5975 nucleotides. It is a transcript of the gene SMURF1, whose product is annotated as SMAD specific E3 ubiquitin protein ligase 1. Gene Ontology annotation, cellular component: cytoplasm. Gene Ontology annotation, biological process: negative regulation of BMP signaling pathway; proteasome-mediated ubiquitin-dependent protein catabolic process; protein ubiquitination. The record is from RefSeq and is a predicted model, not a curated record. Gene Ontology annotation, molecular function: ubiquitin protein ligase activity; SMAD binding. NCBI's taxonomy places the organism in Eukaryota, Metazoa, Chordata, Lepidosauria, Squamata, Lacertidae.